AUGCACAGCCUGGGAGAUAAGUCCGCAUCGAGCUCAAUCAAGCUAGAACCCAUGGAGAUCAACACGUACAAACUGCUGCUGCUGCCGGACGGCCGACGUGUGGCGACGACGAAACAGCAUAAAACGCCGACGACACACGAGCGACCGCCUGAGUACGCUCAGCGCCUCGCUCGCAUCAAGAGCGUCUGCGAGUCCAACCACCCGAUCGCUCGCAAACUCCGCACGCAGUCGCUAGAGGUCAGCAGGAACAUCAUCGUCGACGACGAGUACAAGAUUCUCUACUGCGCGGUCGGCAAGAUCGCAUGCACGAACUGGCGACGCGUCUUCCUGUCGCUGUACGAUCCCGCACGGUUUCCGGAUCCCCGCAACAUCACAAUAAAAUCUGCACACACUGUGAAACUACGGCAGCUGAGCGACUACAAGUGGGACGAACAAGUGCAUCGCCUCGACACCUACUACAAGUUCAUGUUCGCUCGGCACCCGUUCGAGCGGCUGGCGUCGGCGUACCGUAGUAAGUUUACCUACGAUCUUCCCUACAACCGACAGUAUCACCGGCACUACGGUACACGGAUCAUAGAGUACUACCGGCCCGACGCUUCCCCGCAGUCGCUCGCAGAGGGAAAGGACGUCCGUUUCGACGAGUUCCUGAAAUUUCUCGCCGAUCCGGAAUCGGAUAGCGUCGAUCAGAAUCGACACUGGUCGCACGUGUACCACGCAUGCAAUCCCUGUCAAAUCACCUACGACCUCGUCGGUAAGAUGGAGACGCUAGAGAGAGACGCUGCUCAGGUGAUACGAGAGGCGGGGGUCCCCUCUCUAAUCUCCUUCCCGACCCGAGAGGACGCGAAAUAUCAAAACAAGAUGGCGUCGGAGAUCGUUGGGGAGCUGAUGGCCGGUGUGGCGCCGUCUCUGGUGCAACAGAUCUACCGGGUCUACGAACUCGAUUUCUCAAUGUUCGGCUACGAGUGGCCGAUUCGCGGCACGUAAUGCACGACGAUCGAUGACGUCAGCGAAACAUGAGCGGUACGUGAUGCACGGUACACUACUGUUGAUGACGUCAGCGAAACGUGCGCGACAGACAAUAUUCGUGGAGCGGGGGAUGAUUUAUCUGCGUCUGUGGUAACGCGCAUGCGCUGUCGGUGAGAGAGAGAGAAAGAGAGAGAGAGAGAGAGAGAGAGAGAGAGAGAGAGAGAGAGA
Molecule: messenger RNA, 1194 nt
Organism: Priapulus caudatus
Lineage: Eukaryota; Metazoa; Priapulida; Priapulimorpha; Priapulimorphida; Priapulidae
Product: carbohydrate sulfotransferase 11-like
Exons: 3
Coding region: 1-984 (327 amino acids)
Biological process (GO): proteoglycan biosynthetic process; carbohydrate biosynthetic process
Cellular component (GO): membrane
Molecular function (GO): sulfotransferase activity
Source: RefSeq, a predicted model, not a curated record